This is a messenger RNA of Eucalyptus grandis, 7456 nucleotides long. RefSeq names its product calpain-type cysteine protease DEK1. Gene Ontology annotation, biological process: proteolysis. Lineage: Eukaryota; Viridiplantae; Streptophyta; Magnoliopsida; Myrtales; Myrtaceae. The record is from RefSeq and is a predicted model, not a curated record. Gene Ontology annotation, cellular component: cytoplasm. Gene Ontology annotation, molecular function: calcium-dependent cysteine-type endopeptidase activity. The transcript has 32 exons. Bases 363 to 6818 code for a protein of 2151 amino acids.
ACACAGAGAGAGUAGGGUUUUGAUCUUCUUCUCUCUCUACCUUCUCUCCUCUCCUCCUUUAGCUGAACCGCACCAUCGGAGAAGGAAGCCAUUGUUGACGAAGGCCCCCGCCUCGCUCAAUCCCCAAACCCUAGCUCCCCGCCCCGCCCCGCCCCGCCCCGCCCCUCCUCCCUCCUCGGCGUCGGGGACUCGCAGGCUUUCCCGGAGGAACCUCGCGCUCCCCGACCCCCACCCCCACCGCCGGGACUUUACCCCCAUCUUGAGUGCCCGGAUUCGGGUCGGGUUAGCCGCUUCCGCUUCCAGAAUCCGGGCGCGCGGGGACCCGGGCCGGGAUGUCGCCGUAAUGUUGAGGUAGUGAAGCCAUGGAGGGGGACGAGCGGGAGUUGCUGUUGCCCUGCGUGAUUUGCGGAACCCUUUUCGCGGUUUUGGGUUCGGGUUCUUUUUCGAUACUAUGGUCUGUCAAUUGGCGGCCCUGGCGGAUAUACAGCUGGAUAUUUGCCAGGAAAUGGCCUGCUGUUCUACAAGGACCUCAGCUGGGCAGGCUAUGCGAUUUUCUUUCCAUCUCUGCUUGGGUGAUUGUCAUUUCUCCGGUGGCUGUGCUUAUCACAUGGGGAUGCUGGUUGAUUUGGAUACUGGGACAAGAUUUGAUUGGUCUUGCCAUAAUUAUGGCUGGCACUGCCCUCCUGUUGGCAUUUUAUUCGAUCAUGCUUUGGUGGAGAACACAGUGGCAAAGUUCGAGGGCUGUUGCUAUUCUUCUCCUUUUGGCGGUUUCCCUACUUUGCGCAUAUGAGCUUUGUGCUGUCUAUGUUACAGCUAGUUCAAGGGCAUCGGAGCAGUAUUCACCAUCGGGUUUCUUUUUUGGUGUAUCGGCAGUUGCCUUGGCAAUCAACAUGCUUUUUGUAUGCCGAAUAGUGUUCAAUGGAAAUGGCUUAAAUGUGGACGAGUAUGUACGUAAAGCUUAUAGAUUUGCGUAUUCAGAUUGCAUUGAAGUGGGCCCUGUUACAUGUUUACCAGACCCACCUGAUCCUAAUGAGUUGUACUUUCGGCAGUCUAGGAGGGCUUCACAUCUUGGAUUUCUUUAUGCUGGCUCUAUAAUCGUAUUGAUUGUGUACUCUGUCCUGUAUGGUUUGACUGCAAAAGACGCGCGUUGGCUUGGAGUAAUUACAUCAGCAGCUGUAAUAAUCCUUGAUUGGAACAUUGGGGCUUGCUUGUAUGUGUUUCAGCUUCUGGAGAGCCGUGUUUUGGUUCUUUUAAUUGCCGGCGCAUCUCGAGUUUUCCUUAUUUGUUUUGGAGUUCAUUUCUGGUACAUAGGACACUGUAUCAGUUAUGCUGUCGUAGCUUCUAUGCUGUUAGGUGCUUUUGUUUCUCGACAUCUAUCAGUAGCAAAUCCAUCAGCAGCACGCAGAGAUGCAUUGCAGAGCACGGUAAUUCGCUUGAGGGAGGGCUUUCGAAGGAAGGAGCAGAACAGUUCAUCCAGUUCGUCAGAAGGAUGUGGUUCCAGCAUCAAACGCAGUAGUAGCGCCGAAGCAGGACAUCUUGAACCCAAUUCCAGGGUUUUAGGUCAAAGUACCGUUGAUGCAAGCAGCUGGAAUAACCCCUUCUUGUGUCGCACUACUAGCUCUCGGGAGGGUAUUGUGAGUGACAAGAGCAUGGAUAGUGGAAGACCUAGUGUUGCGUUGAGGAGUAGCUCUUGCCGCUCAGUCAUUCAAGAGCCAGAGACAGUAACUUGUUUUGCUGAUAAGCAUCUUGACCAUAACAGCUCCCUGAUGGUUUGUUCGAGUGGUGGUCUUGACAGCCAAGGUUGUGAAUCCAGCACGUCUUCUGCAAAUCAACGAACUCUGGAUUUGAAUAUAGCUUUUGCACUCCAGGAAAGAUUAAAUGACCCUAGGAUCACCUCAAUGUUAAAAAAGUGUGGACGACAAGGUGAUAUAGAAUUAACUAGCUUAUUGCAGGAUAAAGGAUUGGAUCCUAAUUUUGCAGUGAUGUUAAAGGAAAAGUUGGAUCCGACAAUCUUGGCAUUAUUACAGAGGAGUAGUCUGGAUGCAGAUAGAGAUCACCGUGAUAAUACAGACGUCGUUGACUCAAAUAGUGUUGACAAUGUUUUGCCAAAUCGCGUUUCUUUGUCAGAAGAACUAAGGCUUCGUGGGCUUGAAAAAUGGCUUCAGCUUUCUCGCUUACUUUUGCAUCAUGUAGCUGGCACUCCUCAGAGGGCAUGGCUCAUAUUUAGUUUUAUCUUCAUCCUUGAGACUAUUGUGGUUGCAGUCUUUCGUCCAAAGACUAUCACGAUGAUAGAUACCUCACACCAGCAGUUCGAGUUUGGGAUUGCUGUUUUGCUUUUGUCUCUCGUUGUCUGUUCUAUAAUGGCUUUCCUUCGCUCCCUUAAAGCAGAAGAUAUGGCUAUGACAUCUAAACCUCGGAAGUAUGGUUUUAUUGCCUGGCUCCUCAGUACUUGCGUUGGGUUGCUGCUUUCAUUUCUGAGCAAGUCGUCAGUUCUUCUUGGAUUGUCCUUGACCGUACCUCUUAUGGUAGCAUGCCUUUCUAUUGGAAUUCCCUUAUGGAUACUUAACGGCUACCAGUUUUGCGUACCACGAGUCCACUCUGCAGAUCACCCUGAAAGCAACAUUACUCGUGGGAAGAAGGAGGGAGUGGUUCUUGUUAUUUGUGCAUCGUUGUUUUCACUGGCUGUGGUCGCUCUUGGUGCAAUUGUGUCUGCAAAGCCAUUGGAGGAUUUAGGGUACAAGAGUUUGACUCAUGAUGAGAAAAGCUUCAGUUCUCCUUAUGCCUCAUCUUAUUACCUUGGAUGGGCCAUGGCAUCUGCAAUUGCUUUAGUUGUUACUGGUGUGCUGCCCAUUGUUUCAUGGUUUGCUACAUAUCGUUUCACCCUUUUCUCCGCUAUAUGUGUUGGGAUAUUCAAAGCUGUCCUGGUGGCCUUCUGUGGUGUCUCCUACUUUGAGGUAAUUAAAUCCAGAGGCGACCAAGUUCCAAGGAAGGGGGAUUUUCUUGCUGCUUUACUUCCUUUGGUGUGCUUUCCUGCUCUGCUAUCGCUUUCUUCAGGAUUGUACAAAUGGAAAGAUGAUGGCUGGAAGCUUUCUCGUGGUGUAUAUGUGUUUGUUAGUAUUGGACUCCUCCUCCUGCUUGGUGCAAUAUCAGCUGUCAUAAUUGUAAUCACACCUUGGAUGAUUGGGGUGGCAUUUCUGUUAGUUCUCCUGCUUGUUGUACUGGCCAUUGGUGUUAUCCAUCACUGGGCUUCGAACAACUUCUACUUGACUAGGAUGCAGAUGUUAAUUGUGUGUUUCCUCGCUUUCCUUUUGGCUUUGGCUGCUUUCCUCGUUGGCUGGUUUAAUGAUAAACCAUUUGUUGGAGCAUCUGUGGGUUACUUCUCGUUUCUCUUUCUUCUUGGUGGAAGAGCACUCACAGUUCUUCUUUCACCGCCCAUUGUAGUGUACUCCCCUAGAGUGCUGCCAGUGUAUGUUUAUGACGCUCAUGCAGACUGUGGAAAGAAUGUCAGUGCUGCAUUUCUUGUGCUUUAUGGGGUUGCAUUGGCAAUUGAAGGAUGGGGUGUUGUUGCUAGUUUGAAAAUUUAUCCUCCAUUUGCUGGUGCUGCUGUUUCGGCAAUUACCCUCGUAAUUGCCUUUGGUUUUGCCGUUUCUCGUCCAUGCUUAACUCUCGAGAUGAUGGAAGAUGCAGUGCACUUCCUGAGUAAGGAAACAGUUGUUCAAGCAAUUGCUAGAUCUGCUACUAAGACUCGAAAUGCUCUAUCUGGAACAUACUCAGCUCCACAAAGAUCUGCCAGUUCUGCUGCACUUUUAGUUGGUGAUCCAACAGUUAUGCGCGAUAGGGCUGGAAAUUUUGUGCUUCCCAGAGCUGAUGUUAUGAAGUUGCGCGAUCGUCUAAGAAAUGAGGAGCAAGUUGUCGGGUCAUUCUUCUAUAGGAUGAGAUAUAGGACUUGUUGCCAUGACAGGGCUAGUGAUGUUGAUCACAGAAGAGAAAUGUGUGCUCAUGCACGAAUUUUGGCUUUGGAAGAGGCUAUUGAUACUGAAUGGGUGUACAUGUGGGACAAAUUUGGUGGUUAUUUACUUCUUUUGCUUGGUUUGACUGCAAAGGCAGAACGAGUGCAGGAUGAGGUUCGUUUAAGGCUCUUCCUGGACAGCAUUGGGUUUUCUGACCUCAGUGCGAAGAAAAUUAAGAAAUGGAUGCCAGAAGACCGUCGGCAGUUUGAAAUUAUUCAAGAGAGUUAUAUUCGGGAAAAGGAAAUGGAAGAGGAAAUCUUGAUGCAGAGACGUGAAGAGGAGGGGAGGGGUAAGGAAAGAAGAAAGGCUCUCUUGGAAAAGGAAGAACGCAAGUGGAAGGAGAUAGAAGCUUCUCUCAUAUCUUCUAUUCCUAAUGCUGGUAGCAGGGAGGCAGCAGCAAUGGCUGCAGCUGUGCGUGCUGUUGGUGGUGAUUCUGUUCUUGAUGAUUCUUUUGCACGAGAAAGGGUUGCAAGCAUUGCACGUAGGAUACACAAUGCUCAGUUGGCUAAACGAGCACUCCAGACAGGGAUUGCUGGUGCCAUAUGUGUACUUGACGACGAACCAACAUCCAGUGGAAGACACUGUGGUCCUAUUGACGGUAGUGUCUGUCAAAGUCGUAAAGUUAGCUUUUCUGUUGCUGCCAUGGUUCAACCUGAGUCUGGCCCAGUUUGUCUUCUGGGAACUGAGUUUCAGAAGAAGGUUUGUUGGGAAAUCCUAGUGGCUGGAUCUGAACAAGGUAUUGAAGCUGGACAAGUCGGACUAAGAUUGAUAACCAAAGGUGAUAGACAUACAGCGGUGAAGGAGUGGAGUAUCGGUGCAACGAGUAUUACCGAUGGAAGGUGGCAUAUUGUAACCGUGACAAUUGAUGCUGAAAUUGGUGAGGCAACUUGCUAUUUGGAUGGUGGCUUUGAUGGUUACGAGACUGGUUUGCCAUUGCCUGUGGGAAACGAUAUAUGGGAGCAAGGGACUGAGGUUUGGAUUGGGGUUAAACCACCCAUAGGUUUGGAUGCAAUUGGGAGGUCAGACAGUGAGGGAGCUGAAUCUAAGAUGCAUAUCAUGGACAUUUUUCUUUGGGGAAGGUGCUUAACUGAAGAUGAGGUGGCAUCUCUUCAUACUGCCAUUGGCUCUACUGAACUGAGCACAAUUGAUUUUAUCGAAGAUAAUUGGCAUUGGGCAGAUUCACCUUCCAGAAUUGAUGGAUGGGAAAGCGACCCGGCCGAUGUUGAUUUGUAUGAUAGGGAUGAUGUAGACUGGGAUGGACAGUAUUCAAGUGGCAGGAGAAGACGACCAGAACGUGAUGGGGUGGUGGUCGAUGUCGAUUCUUUUACUAGGAGGUUCAGGAAACCUAGGAUGGAAACUCAAGAAGAGAUUAAUCAACGGAUGUUGUCAGUUGAGUUGGCUGUCAAAGAAGCCCUUGCUGCAAGAGGUGAAACUCAUUUUACUGAUCAGGAGUUUCCUCCAAAUGAUAAUUCUCUAUUUGUUGAUCCAGGAAAUCCCCCUCCAAAGUUGCAGGUUGUUUCUGAGUGGAUGAGACCCACUGAAAUGUUGAGAGAGACCUGCUUGGAUUCUCAUCCAUGCUUGUUUUGUGGCACUGCUAAUCCAUCUGAUGUUUGUCAGGGCCGGUUGGGAGACUGUUGGUUCUUGAGUGCUGUUGCGGUCCUAACCGAAGUUUCACGUAUAUCAGAAGUUAUUAUUACUCCAGAAUAUAAUGAAGAAGGAAUCUACACUGUUCGCUUCUGUAUCCAGGGUGAGUGGGUCCCAGUUGUUGUUGAUGAUUGGAUUCCUUGUGAAUCUCCGGGUAAACCUGCAUUUGCCACCAGUAAGAAGGGCAAUGAGCUAUGGGUAUCUAUACUAGAGAAGGCAUAUGCGAAAUUGCAUGGUUCCUAUGAGGCACUUGAAGGUGGGCUUGUUCAAGAUGCGCUGGUAGACCUUACAGGCGGAGCUGGUGAGGAGAUUGACAUGAGAAGUGCUCAGGCUCAGAUUGAUCUUGCAAGUGGUAGGCUGUGGUCUCAGCUGCUGCGGUUUAAACAAGAAGGAUUUUUGCUUGGUGCUGGCAGUCCUUCAGGUUCCGAUGUUCAUAUUUCUUCCAGUGGCAUUGUGCAAGGGCAUGCUUACUCAUUGUUGCAGGUAAGAGAGGUGGAUGGUCAUAAGCUUGUUCAAAUUCGUAAUCCAUGGGCCAAUGAAGUUGAGUGGAAUGGACCUUGGUCUGAUUCGUCACCUGAGUGGACUGAUAGGAUGAGACACAAGCUGAAACAUGUUCCGCAGUCAAAAGAAGGAAUUUUCUGGAUGUCUUGGCAAGAUUUUCAAAUACACUUCCGAUCCAUCUAUGUCUGUCGCGUCUAUCCUCCAGAGAUGCGCUACUCAGUCCAUGGCCAGUGGCAUGGUUUCAGUGCUGGUGGAUGCCAGGAUUAUGACACUUGGCAUCAAAAUCCUCAGUUCCGCUUGAGGGCGAAUGGUCCAGAUGCAUCAUCGCCAAUGCAUGUGUUCAUUACCUUGACUCAGGGUGUGAGUUUCUCAAGGACUACUGCUGGUUUCAGAAAUUAUCAAUCUAGUCAUGAUUCAUUGAUGUUUUAUAUUGGGAUGAGGAUACUCAAAACUCGUGGUCGUCGUGCUGCUUAUAACAUAUACCUACAUGAAUCAGUUGGGGGGACAGAUUAUGUAAAUUCACGAGAGAUUUCAUGUGAGAUGGUACUGGAUCCUGAUCCCAAGGGUUACACGAUUGUGCCUACAACUAUACAUCCUGGUGAAGAAGCGCCAUUUGUUCUAUCUGUUUUCACCAAAGCAUCAAUAACCCUGGAGGCUUUGUAAUUUGCAUCAGUGGCUUUUCCAUAGCCGCUUCAUCCCUGAGCUGAGGACAAGCCCCUGCAAGCAUGUGUGCUUGGCUUGAACGCCUGCACCUGCAAGUAGAUUUUGGGACCACGAGCCGUGCUCGAAUUUUCAGUGCCAGCAGGUCUAGCAGAUACCUUGAGAAAGCUUAAUGGCUUUGAAGAUCACCCAAGGGCUUCUCGAACCUCAGAUGAUAUACUAUUUUGGAGGAUUGCAGCCAUGGAAGAUGUCAUUCGUGUAGAGCUCGAGUUCCAUUAUGAAGACAUGUCGACUUGAUCUUGUGCAGCUGGAAUUCAGAGGCCAUCUCAGCCUGAUCUCGCUUGAGUUUUUUGGCUCCAUGCCAGCAUCAACGAGGGUUCUCGUGGUCCCCCUGUAAAUGAGUAUUUUUCAAGAUGAGAAUAUGAUUAUUUAUUUUGUAAAGGGCGGAAAUAUCGAAAAGCAUAUGACAAAUAGUUCACACAAAUCGCUUCCCUCACAAGGGGAAAAGAUUGAGAAAAUGCUGUAGCUAGAAAAAUGUAAAGAUGUGCUGCAGUUUGUUUUGUACUCGUAGGAGAGAGGUGGAUAUUGUAUAGUGCUCAGUUUGCAAUAUAAUGCAGGAAUUCUAUCGUUUUCCUACUUCA